AGAUUCAUUGACAAACAACACUGCAAUUGCGCAACAUACCAGUCUUCAAUAUAGCAGGAGCAGUUUCUUGUCUCGGAGAGGUCAACCCGGAAAUAGCGGCGCAGUUAGAGCGCGUCCUUGGUAUGCCUUGGGCGUAUCUGAGCGCGUCCGUGGCGUAUUUGCUUCUUGAUACAGUGGAUCUGGUGCCUGGUGCCUACCCAAACGCCUUGUAUUCCCAACGCUCACCUAGCGCCACCGGAAUGAGGACACAGGAAAGUCUCCUGUGUAGUCGGCGCUUUCUGAGCGCAAAAAGAUGUCAAAAGCGUCUGGACUCUCCAGUAUGUGCCACAGUUUGACGAGUGGCUGUGAUAUAUUGAUGUCUGCCGUAGAACAAGCCGGCGUAUUUUCCUAAGCAGCGGGAGACUCUACGUGUCGCCCAGUCCAAUUCAAGGCGAUAUGUUGUCGAACAUCGCAAGAAUCUGCAUAAAUCUGCUAAUCGCUUUCACGAGGGAAUGUGUGGUAAUGUCGAGGAAACACUAAUUUUGCUUCCUACCAUUAAAGUUCAAUUGGAUGGAUCGAAGAAAAAAUUCACGAGCAAAAAUCCAUAAAGUUAAACAUAGAUCCAGCCCGAAAUCUAGAGGGAUG
This is a messenger RNA of Suillus clintonianus, 624 nucleotides long. RefSeq lists its product as uncharacterized. The record is from RefSeq and is a predicted model, not a curated record. Lineage: Eukaryota; Fungi; Basidiomycota; Agaricomycetes; Boletales; Suillaceae. The transcript is spliced from 2 exons. Bases 123 to 335 code for a protein of 70 amino acids.